This is a messenger RNA of Temnothorax curvispinosus, 4869 nucleotides long. RefSeq names its product gamma-tubulin complex component 6 (gene Grip163). Bases 139 to 4836 code for a protein of 1565 amino acids. Gene Ontology annotation, molecular function: gamma-tubulin binding; microtubule minus-end binding. Gene Ontology annotation, biological process: spindle assembly; cytoplasmic microtubule organization; meiotic cell cycle. Gene Ontology annotation, cellular component: gamma-tubulin complex; equatorial microtubule organizing center; centrosome. NCBI's taxonomy places the organism in Eukaryota, Metazoa, Arthropoda, Insecta, Hymenoptera, Formicidae. The transcript is spliced from 15 exons. The record is from RefSeq and is a predicted model, not a curated record.
ACGCUCGCCGCCAGAUGUCUUCUCUACUCCGCGCGAGUCGCGUUGUUAUGGCUGACUAUGGCACUAUGAAAAUAAUCGCCGUCUCCCGCGACUCGUCGCAACGGUUAAUCAACAAUCGCCUGACGGAGUACUUCGAUCAUGGAUCCAGAACGGGGCAACGCCAGUAUCUACGAGCUUGUGACGGAGUUGGUCAGGCACACGUUGCGGAGGAAUCGCCCCGAGAAUGGGAGCGCCUACGUGCCACCCACGAGCGACGUCAAAAUAGUGAGGAGCUUUCGCUCGAAGGCUUACGAGAUAUUGUUAAACAAGAGUAACAAGACGUAUGAUCAAGAGAACGCAGCAGAUUCUGAGAUUGAUCCCCUGGUGGAGAUACUGAAGCAUGCCUUCGUGCUCAGGCUGUCCCUGAGACGUGCGUCGGAGGCGAAAGAGUUAGAAGGUUUGAUAAGCAAGUUGUAUACUCAGGAGGGUAACACCGACGCUGUAAUUUCCACCUUACGGCUGCUGAUCGAGCUUAAGAACUUUCAGACCGACACGGGGGCUGCAUUGGACGUAUUUCACUAUGGAAAAACCAAUCCCUUCUUACCUGAGGAUGUUAUAUCUACAAAUGGCGUACCAAUGUUUCAAACAUAUCCCAUGGAAUCCUUUAUCCUGCCAGAGAAGUUUGAGGCGAUGCUGGGCAUACGCAGAACCUGUACCAGGCAGGAUACGGCAACCAAUUUUGUUAGCAGAGUAUCUUUCGAAGAUCAGUGUGUAUCAAAAUCCAUCCUAGGGAUCCAAACAAUUAGGUAUAAUAAUGCUAUACAAAUGACUCCCUGCAUAUCGAGCUGUACUGAGAAUUCUACAAAACAUGGUAGCAUGGUUACUCCCUUCUUAGCACAUAUUAUGGUUGAACAAACAAAUAAGAUAUAUUUGUCUACUCAAAGAUUUAUGUCAAACAUGACUUUACCUUGCGAAUGGAUAAAGCCUGUAGAUAAUCAAAAUCGUUUCUGUGCUGUGCCGUCGGACAAUUCCGAUCGUAGUUUUACGAACGAAUCAAAAAGCAUCGGAAGUAUUCCCGAUUUAAUAUGGAAAGAGGUAUUAUUUUCCGAUGAUCGUAUUUCCAAGUUACGAACGUGGGAAUCCCUCGGAGCGCCGGAGCUUUCCAAGCAGUCGCUAUUUGUCACAGAUCUGCCCGAGACCGCGCUGCACCUGGCGAGGAUAAGACAAACAAGUAUUUUAUCACUGCUGCCAAAGAAGGCAAUGCGUUCCGUAUCCCUGAUGCGGGAGGUUUCGUCCGAGAAAUUUUUGUCGGACGUCAAAUUGUUGUUAUUCGGUAUAGAUUCGGAUACCUUUAGAUACGAUACCGUGACGGGAUUUAAAUUGGAGGAGAACAUCACUGUGCACGGAAUAAGCUCCGAGGCGCUGGGGAUUACUUGCCAAGAGGCGGUUUGUUGGGGCAACAGUUUCAGGUCCUUGUCACGCCUUGUCGUGCCCGAUCCGCAAACGGGUAAAUUGCAGCAAGAUGGUCUCAUAUUCAAGGCAAUGUGCGCCAGCGUUAAAGAGCUACUCCUUUACUAUCGCUCGGCGUUGCAGAGGAUUCUCAACCGAUGCGAAUUUCAUGGAUUGUUGAGCCUGUUUAAACAGAUUCGUCCGUUGGCGCAUUUAAUUGUGGAAGUCGCAAAGCUAUGCGGUUGUAACGCGAAUACGCAGUGCACCUUGGGCGGCGGUAGUGGGAUUUUGACGCACAUUUACAAAGAAGUGGCCAAAGUCACCAAUCCUAAGGUCGCGUUGGUGCUUUACUCCAUAUUAAAGUCGUGCUGCGAAGUCUACUUUCGGUUGUUGCAAAAUUGGUUGUUCGAGGGAACGUGCGAUGACGUUUACGGAGAAUUUAUGAUUCAAGCACGGUCUCAUUAUCUGCGAAAGAGAGGACGUAAAUUUUGGACGGAGAGUUUCGCGAUCGAUACCGAAUCGGUACCCGGGUUCUUAUCCGAAUUGUCGGAGUCGAUACUGCAAUGCGGGAAAACGUUGCGACUCUUAAAAAUUUGCAGUCCAAAGAAUCCCGUGUGCAACGCGUCUCUCAAUGCUCAACCGGAAGUGAGGGUCUGCUUGAGUGUAUCCAUGCUGCGAGAGCAGUUGUUGAGGUGUCAGGAAUACGAGCGUAAAGGCGAGGCGGCAUUGGGACCAAUCGUAUCACUUUUGUCCGCGAUUCAGGACGAGAAGAAAGCCGAGAGGGAAACGGCUGAGCUCGUCAUACGUGCGCAACAGGAAACGUUGUCGAGGCUGGACAAGCAACGCAAGGAACUUUCAAUGAAGGCCGCGCAAAGUAAACGGGAGUUGCUGCAAGAAUUGAAGCAACAGGCGGAAGCGAGCGCCUUGAGUAAAGAAAGGGAAAAGGUGAACGAAAUGCUAGCUGAUAAAUUGUUGCUCGAACAGAUUAAUCGAGAGCAGGAAGAAAUACGGGAGCAACAACGGGCCGAGCGGGAAAAUCUUAUAAACUACUAUGACACGUUAACUGCCGAUAUAGAGAGCAAGCGUGCACGAUCCAUCUGGCGAAAGGCGAGAAUGAGUCAUUUCGAAAGACGAGUGGAAUAUUUGAAAUCUGUAAAGAGACUCGAUAGAGAAAUAUCGGAAAAUCCCGCCACACUAAGUUCCAAUGAAAAUACGGUCGUCGACGAACAAAAUGAAAAUACCACGUCCGAGGUGUCCAGCCAAGAUGAAAAUAGCAACUUUGCGGAAAACGGACCGUUGGAUGUAGCUGCGACAGACGUUUCCGAUCAGAGCAAUUCUAAAGAAAAUCUAUCGGCCGCCGAAUGCGUCGACACGGAUGUCCCGCCUGUCUCGCCCGUCGAAGAUCGUGAGCUCGAUAAAGAUGGUGUAUCGGACAAGGAAAUUACAAGUGAAGAAAUUACAAAUAACGAUUCCCUCGUGACAGCGGAUACGCAGAACGCAGAACAUCUACCGCAAGAAUCUCUACCAUUAAAAUACAAGAUCUACAAGAAGAAUAACGAAAGGAGUAACUUACAGGAUUUUCUGCGUGACGAAGCAAUGAAAAGUAUCCAUACUAUAAUGAACGGUGAUGAUAAAAAAACGAGUGCGCUCAAUACUCGUUUAAACGAUAUCUUAGAAACCGACGAGAUGACGGAGAGAAUCAUUGGUGCUAUUAAGAGGCCUAAGUCUUUAGCUAUCGGGAGGAUAGAUAAUAUGACGACUGCGCAAACCAACAAACUUAAAGUCUUGAUGCAAGAGUACGGUAUGACUACUCCGAAUAACAAUGAGCUCAGUACGAUACUCACGGACAAUCAAGGAAUUAUUGAUCGCGCAAAUACAAACGGCAAUAAUCAGGUAUCAAUUGAUAUCAGUAGCGAAUCAAGUUCGGAUAAUACGAAGGAAAACGCGAACAAUAAUGUUCUUUCGACAACCAAUAUCGAAUUGCCGAAAGAAACGGCGAACGUGCCUACGAAUGACGAAGAGUGUUCAAGUAAGAAUAAUGCAAAUAAUGAAGCCCACGAGCCGAUAUUGAAUAAUACGCAGCAGCAGAAUAAUAUAGACACACCGAUGUCGUGUACGACCGACAAUUUCACCACGGCAUCGAUGCAUACUCCUUUGUCGCAGAUACCGAAUAGCGACGAUAUAUUCGCUUUAAACGCCGGCCAGGAAGUCUCGUCUUUAUCCGACGACAUGACAAAAUCGAUCACGGAAGAAACGUGCUUCGAAUCUCCGAUGAGCACUAAUUUCAAGCUGCCGAAUCUAUUCGGCGGUGGUUUCGACGCGAAAUCGUCGGUCGCACCCUCAUCUCUGACCAUAGCGGAUGUCGAGAUGAUCGAUCAUACAUCUCUCAAAGUGUAUUUGGAAAAAUCCAUCAUCAUUCCCCUGCAGAUACAAAGCCGGCUGGUUAACAACGCGAUUAUUAAAUACCUGGUGAACGAACACAACAUGCUUUCGCACUUGCACAGUCUACGCAGUUAUUUCUUUCUGUUGAACGGCGAAUUCGCGAAGAGUCUGACGGACUCGCUUUAUUCGCGGCUUUAUGCGAUAUCCGCGCCGAUCGAGCUCUUCAAUUCCGCCACCCUCACGAAUCUCUUAGAAAAAGCGCUGAUGAAUUCGCUCAGCAAUAAUUACGCCAAUUCGGAACUUUUGAGCCUUUCCGCCGUCGACAAACCGUGUCAGUUAUACAUUUCAGAUCCGAAUGUCUUGGAAUGCCUUUGCCUCAACUACAAAAUAUCAUGGCCGUUGAAUAUUAUCUUGGAUGACACUAUGAUGCUGCAAUACAGUAAGGUGUUCAAGUUUUUAAUCAUGAUUGGCAGAAUGUCGUGGGUACUACAGGAAGACUUUAAUAUAAUGAAGGUGCAGCGUAACGCAGUUAAUUCAGAGCAGUAUCACAAGUUACAGUUAUACAGGCACUCGAUGACACAAUUCACGAAUGCUCUUCACAAUUAUUUGACGUGUAGCGUCCUGAACUCGAGUUGGAAUGAGUUCGAGAAAGAUCUGCAGAAUUCCCGGACAAUAGAUCAGAUCUAUCUUUCGCACAUGAGCUACAUUAAAAGGAUACUUUCAAGGUGCAUGCUCAACACGCGCGGAGAAAAGAUGCGCGUCUGCUUGAUUAACAUUUUUAAAAUCAUAUUGAAGUUUCACAAUCGCUUGAGAUCGCAAGCUUGGACCGUCGGCAGCGCGGGUCGGUACAGCCAUCCGAAUUACAAGAACUUGGAGCAAAUGUACCAGUCGUUCUGCGAGUGGCGGACAUAUAUGGCACACGUCGCGCACAAGUUGGCCACCAGCGGGUACCAGCCGCAUCUAACGCAUUUUCUCAAUGCUUUGAAUAUAAAUCACAUGUACGAUUUAACGACAAAGCAACAAUAGCACUGUGAUUAAAUUCCGUCGUGUCUUCUUUUA